This is a messenger RNA of Onychostoma macrolepis, 3688 nucleotides long. RefSeq names its product discs, large homolog 4b (Drosophila) (gene dlg4b). The transcript has 22 exons. NCBI's taxonomy places the organism in Eukaryota, Metazoa, Chordata, Actinopteri, Cypriniformes, Cyprinidae. Gene Ontology annotation, cellular component: postsynaptic density membrane; neuromuscular junction; neuron projection. Gene Ontology annotation, molecular function: kinase binding. The record is from RefSeq and is a predicted model, not a curated record. Bases 16 to 2541 code for a protein of 841 amino acids. Gene Ontology annotation, biological process: postsynaptic neurotransmitter receptor diffusion trapping; AMPA glutamate receptor clustering; chemical synaptic transmission.
GUGCUUGAUUGACAGAUGGCCAGGUUAAACUACAUUUCCCAGCAGGCCGCGGGGCUGGAGCUCAAAGCCCUAAAGAGGUUUAAAUUCAGAGGAUCAAACGACAGCUGGAGACGAAACACAGCAGAGAGAACGACAGCCGACAUGCCUCUCAAACGAGAAGAUACAGAGCGAGCGCUGCAGGCGAUGGAAGCCUGUCAAUCAGCAGGUGAUGAAGGUUUCAGGAGUCGCGCUGAAAGACUCUUGACCAUCUUUCAGAGUGACCUGUUUCAGGCUCUGCUGGAUAUUCAGGAGUUUUAUGAGCUGACAGUGUUUGAGAAUCAGACGGCAGGUCGAGCACUCACACCAGGACUGAAGUACCGUUAUCAUGAUGAGGAGACUCCUCCGCUGCAGCACAGUCCCGCUCACCUGACCGCAGGAAAGUCCACUGAGAUGCUCCCUGUUAGCGACGCCGGACACGCCCCCAUCGACGGUAUCCACGGUUACACACCCCAGAUGCACGUGUCACCCGCCAAACCGGUGUUGCUCCCCAGCGGUCACGCGCCCUUCUACGCCACUUCGACUCUGAUGAACGGGAUGGACGGAGACGUGGAGUACGAGGAGAUCACACUGGAGAGGGGUAACUCCGGUCUGGGCUUCAGUAUCGCCGGUGGGACUGAUAACCCUCACAUAGGAGACGAUCCCAGUAUCUUCAUCACUAAGAUCAUCCCAGGAGGAGCCGCGGCGCAGGACGGACGGCUGAGGGUGAACGACAGCAUCCUGUUCGUGAAUGACGUGGACGUGCGUGAGGUCACUCACAGUUUCGCGGUGGAGGCGCUGAAGGAGGCGGGGCCGAUCGUGCGGCUCUAUGUGCUGCGACACAAACCGUCUCUGGAGAAAAUCACAGAGCUGAAGCUCAUCAAAGGCCCUAAAGGUCUGGGCUUCAGCAUCGCGGGCGGCGUGGGGAACCAACACGUCCCCGGAGACAACAGCAUCUACGUCACCAAGAUCAUCGAAGGAGGAGCCGCGCAUAAAGACGGCCGGCUGCAGAUCGGAGAUAAAAUCCUCGCUGUGAAUAAUAUGUAUCUAGAGGACGUGAUGCAUGAAGACGCUGUAGCAGCGCUGAAAAACACAGGAGACGUGGUUUAUCUGAGAGUAGCCAAAACUCUUCAUCAUCAAGACGCCUACAAUCCUCCUGACAUCACCAGCUCGUAUUCUCCUCACAUGGACAUGUCUGAUUACCCACAAGCCCUCAGUCCCUUGUCUCCACGCCGCUACUCCCCGAUCCCUAAAGGUCUGCUGCUGGGGGACGAGGACAUUCCCAGGGAGCCGCGGCGAGUGGUCAUUCUCAGGGGUUCCACGGGUUUGGGCUUCAAUAUCGUGGGAGGUGAGGAUGGUGAGGGGAUCUUCAUCUCCUUCAUCCUGACAGGAGGAGCUGCUGAUCUGAGCGGAGAGCUGAGCAAAGGAGAUCAGAUCCUGAGCGUGAAUGGCGUGGAUCUGCGUCAUGCGACUCAUGAACAGGCGGCGGCGGCGCUGAAGAACGCAGGACAGACGGUCACCAUCAUCGCACAGUACAGACCAGAGGAGUACAGCAGGUUUGAGGCGAAGAUUCACGACCUGCGGGAACAGCUGAUGAACAGCAGUUUAGUUUCUGCAGCAGCAUCGUUACGGAGCAGCAAGAGAAGCUUCUUCAUCAGGGCUCUGUUUGACUACGAUAAGACGGCAGACGGUGGCUUCCUGUCGCAGGCGCUGAGCUUCAGGUUUGGAGACGUUCUGCAGGUGUUUGACUGCAGUGAUGAGGAGUGGUGGCAGGCCGGAAAACUGACUCCACACGGAGAGCUGGAGGAGACCGGAUACAUUCCCAGCAAGAGGAGGGUGGAGAGGAAGGAAUGGUCCCGUCUCAAGACGCGAGGCAGAGACGCCGUCGGCGGACACAGCGAAUACAUCGUCAGCUAUGAGACGGUGAUUCAGGCUGAAGUGCACUACGCGCGUCCCGUAAUCAUCCUCGGGCCGAGCAAGGACCGCGUCAAUGACGAUCUGCUCACCGAGUUCCCCGACAAGUUCGGCUCCUGCGUCCCGCACACGACGCGGCCCAAGCGCGACUACGAGGUGGACAGCCGCGACUAUCACUUCGUAUCGUCACGCGAACAGAUGGAGAAAGACAUUCAGAGUCACCGGUUCAUCGAGGCCGGACAGUACAACAACCACCUGUAUGGCACCAGCGUCCAGAGCGUCAGACAGGUGGCAGAGCAGCAGGGGAAACACUGUAUCCUGGAUGUUUCAGCGAAUGCAGUGAGGAGGUUACAGGCUGCCCAACUUCACCCCAUCGCCAUCUUUAUACGACCCUCAUCCCUGCAGAACAUACUAGACAUUAACAAGCGUCUGACGGAGGAACAGGCCCGAAGAGCUUUAGACAGAGCCGUCAAACUGGAGCAGGACUUCAUCGAAUGCUUCUCAGCGAUCGUGGAGGGUGACAGCUUCGAGGAGAUCUACCAUCGCGUGAAGUCUGUGAUCGAGGAACAGUCUGGACCGUAUAUCUGGAUCCCGGCGCGAGAGAGACUGUAAACACACACACACACACACACACUCACUCACUCAUGCGCGUGAGGACUUGCAGCAGGGGCUCAUGGGAGUCUCUGGGUGUGUGUGUGUGUGUGUGUGUGUGUGUGAAGGUCAGUUCACUGCAUCCGGUGCGCUGAAGCUCGUGUCUCGGGAUGAUCUUCAGAUUCACGCCUACAGCUCAUUACAUCGUGUAAAUAUGCGUCUGUGCGCAGAGGACGCUUACCUCAUCGCCAUGGCAACGGUUCAUCAUGGGGUCAGAUAAGGUCAGAAACAGCGACCAAGUGAAAACACCACAGCGCUGUGUGAACUAGCCUUAACGUACGUGUGUGUGUGUGUGUGUGUGUGUGUGUGUGCGCGUGCGUGUCUGUGAGCGAGCCGCUGCUACUGAUGAUGAUGAUGAAGGUGAUCUGUGGGUUGUUUCCAUGGCGAUUGUGAGCUCAGUGAGUGUAACAGUGUCUGAGGCAAUAUAGACAUGAGACAUGAGCACUGAGCACUUUACUAACACACACACACACUCUGACAUGCGUGUGUGUCUCAUUGUGAAGAUGUGUCUCUAUAGGGCUACUGUUUACAUACAAUACACACUUUAACCUGCACAGGGAGAGAAACGCAUGUGUGUGAGAGUGUGUGUGUGUGAGAGUGUGUGUGUGUGUGUGUGAGAGAGAGAGAGAGCGCGUGUGUGUGUGUGUGUGUGUGUGUGUGUGUGUGUGUUAAUUAGUAUUAUUAUUAUUAUUAUUAUAAUUAAUAUUCUACAGCUGUACAUACAGAUUCAGAUGAUCUGAACCAAUGGGGCUUUAAACACAUGAACACUGCACUUCUCUGAGCCAAAACUACCCACAAUCCACCUCUCUGCCCAUACAAACACACUGACGUCACGCUGUACUCAUGCCAACAUCCACAUGACCCAUAAUGCACUGCGCUCAGUCCACAACAUUCAACCAAAGUGUUUUUCUGCUUUAGUUUGUGUGAUUAUGACGUUUGAGUUCGCUUUGUCAUUUCAGACUCAUGUUCACACACCUACAGACGCAUUUAAACCGGUGAAGCGACGGCCGCUCUGUAUAAUGUGAAAUAAAUGGAUUAAUAAAUAUAUUUCCUGUUGUAAACUAGCUACAAUACUGAGAUGACGAUUCAUUAAACUGUUUUAAUAAUU